This is a messenger RNA of Melanotaenia boesemani (Boeseman's rainbowfish), 1868 nucleotides long. RefSeq names its product family with sequence similarity 110 member C (gene fam110c). Lineage: Eukaryota; Metazoa; Chordata; Actinopteri; Atheriniformes; Melanotaeniidae. The transcript has a single exon. The record is from RefSeq and is a predicted model, not a curated record. The coding region runs from base 129 to 1130 and encodes 333 amino acids.
UUGUGACUCGUGCUCAGGCAAAGAGCGGGCUUGUCUGGAAUCUUUCAGCUAUAACUCUGAACAGAUUGUACACUAAAGGAUUACCUGCUCUUUGGAAAUAACAGAUUCGACACAUUCAUAAAACCGCAAUGGAGACAAAUAGUGACACCACAAAAAUCCUUGGGAAGGGUCCGGAAUACCUUCGGAAGCAAAUGGAACUGGAGAAUGAGACUAAAGCAGGCAUGAGUGCGGUGGAGAGGCUCGCUGCAAGCAAGCCAAAAUAUGUCAAAAGCCAACAAGUGGUCAGCUCAACUCAGGAGCCAGUGAUUAGUGUUGGGUCUGCUUCUGUGAGUAGCAUUGGGUCUUCAAGUGGGAUUUGUGUCUCAACGGACUAUACAAGUGUUGCACAAGACUGCUCUCAAGUGCGUCGGUCAAGCUCUAAAAAACGACCAGACUCACUUUUACUUUACAGACAGAAAUGUGAGUUGCUCAAAGCGUCAGCAAACGAGAGGAAACACCACAUAACUCGUAAGGUGCUGCUUAGUUCUGUAAAUAAAAAUGUCCCAUUACCUGAGGCCACAGAAAAGGAGUGUGAGUCUGAAGUCAGCAAAGAGAAAAUCACCACACCUGAGGGAAGAACAUCGGAAUGUGGCUCACGUGUAGUUACCACUCAGAUAGAGAAGAGGUCAAAUGGAGUUACAGAAGCAAGCACAACCAAAAGCAGCAAUUCUGGGGCUCAGCCAACAGCUGGUGGUCUUCUUGCAGUUCCUGAGCUUCAAACGAGGUCUGGCAAGGGGGUCAGUCGUUCCCACUCUGACAUCAGCUCCAGGUACUCCAAAAACUUUGCAGACUUUGAUGCAUUUUUCAAGUACUGCGGCUUGGAUGGUGAGGUCAUUGAGUCUUUAGGGAAGGAGAACUUCUCAGCACACUCGGAUGAAAUUGCAAUAAACAUUCGGAGCGUUAGCAUCUCCACGUCAGAUGAUGGCUUCUCAAGAGACAGUGGUGACAGCAACGGGCUACUGGAGGAUGAGUUACAAAAAACGAUCUGUCAGGGCCCAUCAGUUAUUGAGCGCAAUGCACGGAUUAUCAAAUGGCUGUACAGCUGCAAAAAUGCAACAGAGACUGGAAAAAAGUUACGAGCACUUGAUUGAUUUUUAUCUUUUUACAGAGGCCUACAUCAUACAACCUUAGCAGUGAGCAAGGGGUACUCUUAAGACGUUGGUAGUGACUGCAUUGUUGUUGCUUACGUCUGUUGAGCAGUCGAGGGUGCAAGUACACAUAUAAAUGCAUGUGAGUCAAAUGCACCUGACAUCCCAGAGGACAAAUGAAGUUAGAAUUUUUGUUCAGAUUUACAUGAAACUUCCUGAAUACUUUCUUCGUUUGCCAGAUAAAACAUACAAACAAAAUCUCUGCAAUUAUCAAAUAUUAUUAUUAUUAUUAUCAAAUACAAUUUUCUUCAUGACUGUAUGUAUUAUUCUACUUUUAUUUGGAAAAAAAUGUCAUUUUAUAUUAUUUAAGCAUGAAUGAAAAGUUUUAAAGUUAGAGCUUUGAGUUACAAUAGUAGUCAAAGGUUUGGACACACUUCCCCGUUAAAUCCAAUGGACAAAGUGUGUCCAAACUUUUGAUUGGUGGUGUAAAUCUGACCAAGGAUGCACAUCUGCAAAUUUGAAGACAUGUAGAAUGAUGUUCAAAUUGAGAGGAUGCUAACAGAGUAGACAAAAAAAAAGCUGCUAAUGCAAACAAUUUGGGUGUUGUUUUCCUUUUCUCACAUGAUAAUAAUGCAGAGCAAAUAUUUUUAAGCUAUCAAUCAGUCCUUGCUGAGGACUAAAGAAUAUUAUUUUGGACCAUAUACUUUGUAAAUUAAAUGGAUAAAAUGUCUUUAAGCUAUG